AUGGAUUCUGAAAAGUUGUUGUGGGCUGUUAAGAAUGGCGAUUUGCAGUCAAUAAAAGAAAAUCUAAAAAAUAUGUUCAAUGUGAAUUCUACGUUUAAAAAUGGGAGAACUCUAAUUCACUAUGCUGCUGAUUAUGGCCAGGAAGAAAUAUGUGGUUAUCUCAUACACAAUGGUGCAGAUAUAAAUAUUAAUGACAAUUUUGGAGUCACGCCUUUACUUGCAGCCAUAUAUGAGGGUCAUAUAGAUUGCGUUUCUUUGCUGCUUAAAAAUGGUGCAAAGCUGGGACAUGCUCCAGAUGGCUCGACGUAUGUUGA
Schistosoma turkestanicum is the source of this 314-nucleotide messenger RNA. The record is from the annotation of a GenBank genome assembly. Lineage: Eukaryota; Metazoa; Platyhelminthes; Trematoda; Strigeidida; Schistosomatidae.